AUGGCAACUUCCAAUGAAAAUAAUCCAUUAUCAGUUGUGGUUGUAAUGGUUCCAUUCCUAGCUCAAAGCCAUUUGAACCAACUCCUUCAAUUUGCCCAUGUCGUUUCUUCCUCAUACGACAUCCCAGUCCACUACAUCAGCUCAAAACCCCAAAUUUCACAGGUAAAAUCUCGUGCCUCAAACCCUCUUAACCAAUUAACCAAAAUCCAUUUCCAUGGCUAUGAAAUUCCACUGCCUCAUGCUCAAAUAACUGAUCUUUUCUCCAAAACCAAUAACGCCGAGGAAGAAAUUUGCAGGGUCAAAGCCAGCAAACACCUGCGCGAACCGGUUGAGGUUCUCAUAAAAUCACUAUCACAAAACUCAAAACGACUUGUCGUUGUUUACGAUGUCUUAAUGAGUUGGGUAGUUCAGGAUGUCGUUUCUCUCCAAAACGCAGAAUGUUACUCUUUCCAUUGUGUCUCUGUGUUUUUCGGCUUAGCCGUAACUCAAAAACUCGAUCAUAUGAUUCAUAUCCCUAUUCCCACUGUGGAAUCAUGUUUCCCAGCUUUGUUUUUAGAUUUCUUUUCUUCCCAAUUGAAACUUCCAAUAUCAGAUUUCAAAUCUGGGUCUCUUCACAACACUUGCAGAGCCAUCGAAGGGUCUUCGAUAGAGAUUUUGCGAAACGAAGAAAGAAAGUUAAACCGAAAGGUAUGGGCAAUUGGGCCUUUACAUAAAAUGAUAAUAACAGAUUGUAAUGAAGACAAGAGAUUAAUGGAGUGGCUUGAUGAACAAGAGGUAAACAGUGUUUUGUAUAUUUCUUUUGGGUCGUUGAUUAGUUUAUCUGAUGAGCAGAUUAGAGAGAUUGCUAUUGGGUUGGAACAGAGUGGGGUGAAGUUCAUUUGGGUUUUGAGAGAAGGAGAUAAGUUAGUUGAUUUGGGGAAGAGAUUGAGUCAAGUUCCAGAUGGGUUUGAGGAAAGAAUGAAGGGAAUGGGAAUGGUGGUGAGGGAAUGGGUGCCCCAAGUGAAGAUUUUGGGGCACUCAUCUACAGGUGGGUUUAUGAGUCACUGUGGUUGGAAUUCAUGUAUGGAGAGCAUUGGAAUGGGAGUGCCCUUAUUGACUUGGCCAAUGCAAUCAGACCAACCUUUCAAUGGUUUGUUGAUUACAAAGGUUCUGAAAGUGGGUGUGGCUGUAAUGGAAUGGGAGGAAAGAGAUGAGUUGGUUACUUCAUCAAUGAUCAGCAGAGGUGUGAGGAGAAUAAUGGGUUCAGAUUCAGAAGAAGGAGAUGAGAUUAGGAAGAGAGCUGUGGAAAUGGGUGUUGCAGUGAAACGGUCUGUCGCUGAAGGAGGUGAUUGUCGUUCGGAGUGGGAUUCUUUUAUUGCUCAUAUCUCUAGAUAG
Cannabis sativa is the source of this 1374-nucleotide messenger RNA. Its product is annotated as zeatin O-glucosyltransferase. The coding region runs from base 1 to 1374 and encodes 457 amino acids. The record is from RefSeq and is a predicted model, not a curated record. Gene Ontology annotation, molecular function: UDP-glycosyltransferase activity. Lineage: Eukaryota; Viridiplantae; Streptophyta; Magnoliopsida; Rosales; Cannabaceae. The transcript has a single exon.